This is a messenger RNA of Exophiala spinifera, 1725 nucleotides long. RefSeq lists its product as uncharacterized. The transcript has 3 exons. Bases 1 to 1725 code for a protein of 574 amino acids. The record is from RefSeq and is a predicted model, not a curated record. Lineage: Eukaryota; Fungi; Ascomycota; Eurotiomycetes; Chaetothyriales; Herpotrichiellaceae.
AUGCGGUUUUCACUUCGGUUUGCUGCAGCUGCUCUCGUGGCAGUCUGCCUCGGGCCUGAAGUUCAGGCACAAGGUCCAGCUCCCGUGAAUACCAAUAGCACGGGGCCGCUCUCUCAAUACAAAUCUAGACCUGAUAUCUACGCGCCUUUCCUCAACAUAUCUCUGUUUGACGACGAUGCUGUGACUCCAGGAUACAUUUUCAUCGGACCAUACCAGACGUUUCAAGAGGCGGCAUAUAUCUACGAUAAUCGAGGAAACCUGGUGUGGAGUGGUUUUGCUGAGACAGGACGAGGUCCGUCGCAUAACUUCCAUGCUUGUUCGAUCAACGGCACGGACAAUCUAUGCUUUAUUUCCGCGGCCCAGAACAACGGCUAUGGUCGAGGGUACGCUGUGGUGUUGGACGAUACCUUGACCACACGCACGUCUGUUCGCUCACAAAGCGGCUUGGCCAAUUUUGAUGAACACGAGUUCAACGUGCUCGACGAUGGGAAAUCAUCUUUAUUCACUCUGUACAACCCCGAACAUUACGAUCUGUCUGCUUACAAUGUGUCCGGACAAGGAUGGUUGAUGAAUUGCUAUUUCCAGCAUCUCGAACUCGGCACCAACAAGCUCAUAUUUGAGUGGUCUGCGAUAGACCACGUCUCUUUGAAUGAGACCUUUGUCGGGCCGCGAGAGAGCGAGGUGGCGGGCAAUGGGCUGACACCGACUAGUCCUUGGGAUUAUUUCCAUAUCAACAGUGUCGAUCAAAAUGCCGACGGAGACUAUCUUGUAUCUGCGCGCCAUACAUGUACCAUUUACAAAGUGUCUGGGCAAGAUGGGCACAUUAUUUGGAGAUUAGGCGGCAGACUCUCUGACUUUGCCUUCCCCCCGGGCCUCAAUUUCAGUUUUCAACACGAUGCCAGGUUUAGGGAGGAGAACCAGACCACGACCAUCAUUUCCCUCUUCGACAACGCCUCGAAUGGCUUCAAUCAGACCGCUAGAUAUUCCUCGGGAUUGAUCCUGAAGCUGGACCACAUGCGAAACACAGUCUCCCUUCUUCAGCGCUUUAUAUCCCCAAACGAGUUUAUCUCCGCCUCCCAAGGCAAUGUCCAGCUGAUGGGUAAGGACUGGCGGACUUCGAGCGCGUUUCUUGGCUGGGGUUCGAAUGCUUACAUAUCUGAAUACACCGCCGAUGGCAGAAUGGUCCAACAGGGCCACUUUGCAUCCACAGGGUCGAUGAAUUACCGUGCGUUCAAGCACAACUUCACAACCAACCCGACGGAUGCUCCCGCCCUGUUCACCUACGCCCACAACGGCAGCGCUCCCACUUCAUACUGGAUGAGCUGGAACGGGGCGACGAAGGUGGCGCAAUGGCGCAUCUACUCCGGUCCAGGGCGUAAUGGCCCCUGGACCGUCAUCGAUACCGUCAACAAGACCGGCUUCGAGACAAAGUUUACAGCGCCCAAGUACCAUCCCUGGAGUAUUGUUGAGAGUAUCAGUGCAGAUGGAAACCCACUGAAAAACUGUACAAGGGCAGUAAGAACGUUCGUCCCGGGCCCAGAGCUUGCGGCGAGGUGUGACAGCUCUGAAUGCCCAACUGCUGUGAGUUCACCGGCGAAUCCUCCCAUGACAAGCUCGUCAUCUACGUCUAGCUCGGGUGCUGCUACUCCAAAGUACAAACGAGACAGCAUGACCGGCGAGUUGGGUGCGCUGGCCAUGUUCGGCAUGGGUUGGCUCCUAGGCUAG